ACUUUUAUUAAAGCUUUCAUUUAACACUUAGAGCCUUUGAUACGGGAAGCUGCAUAUUUUAUUUUGGAUUAACAUGUAGUAUAUGAAUAUAAAAGGACAUAUGUAUGUGUUUAUGUUAUGUAAACACAAGCAUAUGUAUUAAUUUGCUAUUUAAUCAAUGAAGGGAAUAGAUUAUUUAAAUUUAUUUAAGGUUUCUUAUUGCAAUGAAACUACACAAGAGUGGCAACUUAGAGUAAAAUGAAUUUGUGACUCUCAAACUGAAUUUGAUAUGUUUCUUUAUCUAAUAUGGAUAUGUUGCUGUUUGAUAGAUGAAAACCAUAUUACAGGGGAAAAAGAAGGGCCAGAAGAGUGGACGUAAUAAAAAAGCUAACAAGAGUAAAAAUAAUCAGAGAAAAAAUACCAAGAAACCAAAUGUUCCUCAUACUGGAAAUGAUUUGUCUGCAAAAAUUUAUUCUACUAUGGAGAAACAUAAAGAGGUAUUUUUUGUGAUUAGGCUGCAUUCUGCUCAAGCAGCAGCCAGCCUUCCUCCCAUUCAAGACCUAGAUCCUUUUAUUAAUUGUGAUCUUAUGGAUGGAAGAGAUGCCUUUCUUACUCUAGCGAGAGACAAACAUUAUGAAUUUUCCUCUUUAAGACGUACAAAAUAUUCUACAAUGGCAAUGCUUUAUGAACUACAUAAUCAGGGUCAGGACAGAUUUGUGUAUACCUGCAAUACUUGCAAAACUCAUGUGGAAACUAGAUAUCAUUGUACUGUUUGUGAUGUGAGUAUUGUUUUAAUUUUUAAUGACUACCUUAAGACAGUUAUUCAGUUAAAUAUUUUAAAAAUGAAUAUAUUUUAUUAAAUUUUUAUUGUGAAU
This is a messenger RNA of Centruroides sculpturatus (bark scorpion), 854 nucleotides long. Its product is annotated as CREB-binding protein-like. Gene Ontology annotation, molecular function: transcription coactivator activity; zinc ion binding; histone acetyltransferase activity. NCBI's taxonomy places the organism in Eukaryota, Metazoa, Arthropoda, Arachnida, Scorpiones, Buthidae. The transcript is spliced from 2 exons. Bases 309 to 839 code for a protein of 176 amino acids. Gene Ontology annotation, cellular component: transcription regulator complex; histone acetyltransferase complex. Gene Ontology annotation, biological process: positive regulation of transcription by RNA polymerase II. The record is from RefSeq and is a predicted model, not a curated record.